Messenger RNA from Cornus florida, 1195 nucleotides. Its product is annotated as vegetative cell wall protein gp1-like. The coding region runs from base 391 to 963 and encodes 190 amino acids. The record is from RefSeq and is a predicted model, not a curated record. The transcript has a single exon. Lineage: Eukaryota; Viridiplantae; Streptophyta; Magnoliopsida; Cornales; Cornaceae.
CUUUUCAUAUUUAAAUUUCAAAUUCCAAUUCCUUUUCUAUAUAAUAAUUCCAUACCAUUCUUCUCGCUGAAGCAAAUCUCCAUUCCUUUCCCUUCCUUCCCACCUUUUCUUUCUCCUUUACGCCAUCCCUUGAAUCUAGUGUUCCCUUGAUCAAUAAUUUCGCUCCAUCUCCACGUGUCCAUACGUCACUGGCCCACGCCGUCUUCUCGCUCAUCUCUAGGUCAGCUUUCUCUCUCUACUUUUCCCUUUCUACGCUUUUUCAACCGCCUUUCGUUUCCUCUGUGAGAUCUUCUUCUCUCUCUACGCUGCAUUUAUCAAGCUUUAUUUAGAUCUGAGAGACAUUGCUAAUCAUUUUGUUAGCAGGUCGAGAAAAAAAGAAAUCUUUUUGCAAUGGCGAAAUUCCAAACACUCUCAUUUCUGUUAGGGCUUGUUUUGCUGCAACUCACUGUAUCUGCAGAUCCACCGAAGAUUUCACCGGCUCCAGCUCCGGCUCCGCUGAGCGCCGGAAAAUCUCCGUCUCCGUCUCCAUAUCCGGCUCCGGCUCCAGCUCCGCGACUCGCCGCAAAAUCUCCGUCUCCAUUGUCUCUGUCGCCAGAAGCCAGAUCUCCGGUGAGUCCCUCGCCUUCGACGGGAAUAAGUUCUCCUCCGGCGCCUCCGCCGUCUGUUCCUGGUCCUGGUUCGUCUCCAACGCCGUCGCUGGCACCUUCUCCGGCGAAUACUUCACCGGCUCCGGUUCCGUCGCCGAUUAAUGACCACAUUGUUAGCGUCAAGAAUGCUAUGAAUGCGGAUGCUGGGGAAGCGGAGUCGUCCGGUGGAGCGAAAGGUGGACAUACGGCUGGGAUGGUGUUCGGAGUGAUCGCCGCCGCAUGUCUCGUCGGGUUUGGCGGGUUGGUGUACAAGAAACGGCAGGAUAACAUCCGGCGUGCUCAGUUCGGGUACACUGCCAGGAGAGACCUUCUCUAGAUAUAGUAUAUAUAUAAUCUCUCAGUAUAUGAGUAUAUGAAUCUUUUGUUACGAUAUAUAGAGUUAUUAUACGUUGAUCUUGGGAUGGUGAUUUGUUUGAUUCGUUAGUGAUAAUAAAUAUUGAAUAAUAUCUUUUAGAAUCUACUAUUUUUAUUUACACAUUAUUGGAUGGUUAUUUGUUUGAUUCUUUAGAGCUAAUAAAUAUUAAAUGUUUUUGUUUUUUUUAUCGACA